CGCGGUUUGAGGCUGCACAAUCUUUCCAUGCCCUCCGACCCAUGUGAGAAGUUGAUCACCAAUGGCCUCACAAUGAUACCGAGAAGCGUCGCGUAUUGUCCGGCUUUACGGCCUAGGACAUGGGCGCCAACCCGGAAUGUAUCCCUUUUAUCCUUCCGGGCAGUAGCCUCUUUAUCAACAGAGAGGACAAGACGACGAUUUGCUCGGCAAGAUUCGGCUGGAGGAUCUACGACUGUGUCAAGAGCUUGGAACAGCACUCUUCCGAGUGAGAAGCAGUCGGGUCAUAUUUCUUCCCAGGAGAACGAAUCCAUUCUCUUUUUUGACAACAUCUUCCCCCUCAGACUCACUUUCCUCUUCAAGCGGCCAUGGCAGAGCCAUCAGGACAUUGCCGACAUGCUCGGGAGGUUCAACAGUCCGACAUUAGGGUUAUUGGAUCCUAUCAAUCUUGUCAAGAGGGCAAUUCCGAAGGACAUCCCCAUCAAGGUCACCGAGAUCCUCCCACACCUUAAAGACGGAGGGGCGUUUGUGAAAGUCAGCCAUGGGCCAGAAGUCAAGACAGAGGACUUGGAGGCGUCUCUGACCAAAAAACUCGAGUCGGCGCCUCUCAAGCCUUGGUUUAACCCACUCCGAGGAGUCAAGGCUGGACUUGUCAAGGGCAUGCCCUGGCUCGAAGAUUUGCACAGGUUUCCCAAAUCUCGGCUCAAAGUCGAGUUCAUUCCCAAGGAUCCCGGAGGCGAGGCUGUUGAAUUGUCUCAGGAGGAUUUAUACAGUCUGUUUCGCAAGUACGGCAAGAUUGCAGACAUCACUUCCCAGCCGGCCGAGUCAAAAGUAGUGCCCAAGUUUGCCCACCUAGACUUCGCCCUUAUUAGGGAUGCCAUUAUGGCCAGGAAUUGUCUUCAUGGGUUCCUCGUGACCGAGAUCCUGGGUGGCGGAAAGAACGGCACCAAGUUGCGGCUUUCGUACGAGCGGAAGGUUAAGGCACACAGCAUCUGGAAUUGGAUCGUCAACCAUCCUAGGUUAGUGAUUCCCGUCGCGGCUGGCCUACUCGCUGCCAUUACGGUUGCCAUCUUCGACCCGAUCAGGCAGUUUUUUGUCAAGGCACACAUUCAACAGACAUUCCGCUUGUCGGACAACCAGGUGUACAGAUGGCUUAAGACACGGACCACGGACCUCCUCGCUUUUGGACACGGCAAGUCGGGGCAGGACAGCUUCAACGAGGUCUGGAAGCAUCGACGGGACCUCAUCGAGAAAAUACAGACAUGGCUACUGGAGAGCUCAGACAAUUUCAUAGUGGUCCAGGGUCCACGAGGCUCUGGUAAAAAGGACCUGGUUCUGGAUCAGGCCCUCAAAGAGCGCAAGAACGUGCUUGUCAUUGACUGCAAGCCCAUUGUCGAGGCCAGGGGCGAAAGCGGUACGAUUAAGAAUUUGGCGCAGUCUGUCGGAUAUCGCCCAGUCUUCUCCUGGGCCAACAGCAUGAGCAGUCUCGUCGACCUCGCUCUGCAGAGUACAACAGGAGUGAAGGCCGGCUUCUCCGAAACACUCGAGUCGCAAGUGACCAAGAUCCUACACACGUCGGCGGCCGCGUUGAAGGAGGUGUCGCUUUCUGGACGGCAGAAAGAUGACAAGGACGCCGACAUAUCCGACGACGCCUAUUUGGAGGCCCAUCCCGAUAAGAGGCCGGUCGUGGUUAUCAACAACUUCCUCCACAAGAGCGACGAAUCUACCAUCGUGCACGAAAAGAUGGCGCAAUGGGCCGCCCUGCUCGUGCAGAAUAACGUGGCCCACGUCAUCUUCCUGACGAGCGAUACGUCGUACCCGAAGACUCUCUCCAAGGCGUUGCCCGAUCGCGUUUUCAGACAGAUUGCCCUGGGCGAUCUCUCUCCGGAUAUCGCCAAGAAGUUUGUGGCAAGCCGGUUAGAGGCCGACGACGACGGGUCGAGGCCGAAGGAGGGAGAUGGCAAGGAAUGGGCGCGGCCUAAUCUCUCCGAGCUUGACGAUUGCAUUGAGCAACUCGGCGGACGCCUGACGGACCUCGAAUUCCUCGCCAGGCGCAUCAAGGGAGGCCAGACGCCAAGGCAUGCCGUCGACGAAAUCAUCAGCCAGAGCGCCACGGAGAUCGUCAAGAUGUUCUUUCUCGGUAGCGCUAAGAACGACUCCGGCGGCCGGACGUGGUCUACCGAACAGGCGUGGUACCUCGUCAAGUCGCUUGCGCGCCACCGGAGCCUCCGCUACAACGAGAUUCUCCUGUCCGACACCUUCGCGUCGUCCACCACGGCCGAUGCCACCGACGGCGAAGCGGCCCUAGAGGGGUUGGCGAACGCGGAACUCAUCACCGUCAAGACACAGCACGGACGCCCGCAGACGAUUUCCGCGAGCAAGCCCAUGUAUCAGGCCGCGUUUGGUAUCCUGGUGGCCGACCGGGUGCUACAGGCCAAGAUGGACCUGGCGGUGCUGAAAGAGCUGGCCAAGGUCGAGAACCGAUCCAUCGAGAGAGUCGAGAGCGAGCUGGCGGUAUUGAGCACUCUACCGAAGCAACCUUCGCAGACGGGAGAGCGGAUCUCGUAUCUUCUCGGCAAGCUCGAGGGGAGCCAGCGGAAGAUUAACGAGUAUGAGAAGGAGAUGGGGAAGCUGAAGAAGGUACUUUCGCAGACGGACUGAAGCGCCCGAAGUGCGGUGUAACUCGAGGUCCGCGGAUCCUGUCUGUGUACGGAUAAAACCACAGUUGCAUGUCUUGAGCAGCUGAUUCUCUUCUCACAUGGAUUUGGUAGGAAUUAUGUGCUCCUCGUCACCCACCGUGUAUGUAUAUUCAAAGCAGAGCAAUUCUUUAUAGGCACCCUGAAAAUUCUCAAGCAUCUUAAUCGCAUUGGCUCGAG
Sodiomyces alkalinus F11 is the source of this 2873-nucleotide messenger RNA. RefSeq names its product RNA12 protein. Gene Ontology annotation, molecular function: RNA binding. Bases 28 to 2658 code for a protein of 876 amino acids. The transcript is spliced from 3 exons. NCBI's taxonomy places the organism in Eukaryota, Fungi, Ascomycota, Sordariomycetes, Glomerellales, Plectosphaerellaceae. The record is from RefSeq and is a predicted model, not a curated record. Gene Ontology annotation, cellular component: mitochondrial inner membrane.